Besnoitia besnoiti is the source of this 639-nucleotide messenger RNA. RefSeq lists its product as uncharacterized. The record is from RefSeq and is a predicted model, not a curated record. Bases 1 to 639 code for a protein of 212 amino acids. Lineage: Eukaryota; Apicomplexa; Conoidasida; Eucoccidiorida; Sarcocystidae. The transcript is spliced from 2 exons.
AUGGUGAAGGAAGGCACUGAGUCUGCGAAAGAGAUAGAGGGGUUGGCAGCGAGCGGCGCUAAGCCGACCGAGGCUCCCACGCCUAGUACGGAUUCCCCGGCGGGGGUGCCUCCCACUGGCGAAGAUCCCGUCGACCAUGCUUGUGUUCAAGAAGCGCCCACUGAAUCACCUUUCACUAAAGCAUUUGCGAGUCCAGAAACUCCCACGGUAGACGUUCUCACUGAAGAAGAGUCCACGGAUGAUCUUAUCAUUGAUGAGGCUCCCAACGAAAGCGCCCCCGCUGACGAAGCUGCGAUUGAAGAAGCUGUUACGGGAGAAGCGCCGCCCACUGAAGAAUCAGCAGAUAAGCGACUCAAGGUGUAUCGAUUUCGCAUAGGCCUCCCGCUGCUCUAUGAGUACCGUGCAUAUUCGUCGCCGCCGACUUGCACAUGGGCCUGGAAGAGCUUGGACCAGCUCGAGCUGCUGAUGUCCGCCGUUGAAGACGAUAUGCGGGAGCUCGAGGACGCGCUGAAUCGGCUAGGCGCGCCCUCCCUUCAGACGGACGGCAUCAGGUUACCUCUCCGGGAGCAGCGAGCCGAGUGUUUGUUGAAUAUGGCGAACAUCCUUGCGGCGACCCACGAUGGGUCUGGCGCAGCAUAA